Messenger RNA from Mauremys mutica (yellowpond turtle), 4840 nucleotides. Its product is annotated as zinc finger protein 436-like. Gene Ontology annotation, biological process: regulation of DNA-templated transcription. NCBI's taxonomy places the organism in Eukaryota, Metazoa, Chordata, Testudines, Geoemydidae. The transcript is spliced from 5 exons. The record is from RefSeq and is a predicted model, not a curated record. The coding region runs from base 914 to 3067 and encodes 717 amino acids.
UUCCCCUCCCCGCCCCCCCGGACCCCGUUUCCACAACAGUGGGGUUGGGAGUCAGCAUGCGAGACAGAACUGCAUUUUCUAUCUUUGCUGUUCUUUCCUCUCCCUGUUUCUGCGCAUUUGUCUCGAUUUGUCUUCACAGAAACGAGAUCAGACUUGAACAACAGAAGCAACAUUUCAGCCCAUUUCAACUAACGUCUUCUCUUGUCCCCCCCAAAAAGGAACGUUGUUACCCUCCAUAAGAACAUCAAAAAGACGGCUUGUCAGGGUUUCCUCCUCCUCCCCCCUCUUGAAUACUCUCUACAGCUAAAGGAAAAUGGAAGAAGGCAUAUAGUUGAAAUGAAAGCCUGAUGUAAUACAUUACAUUUCAAAUUCCUUAAGGGUCUUGAAAUAGGAACAGUUAAAUCUGGAUCUGGUACAAGUUGAAACAAAAAGGUUGCCAUUAAAUAAAAUUCUGUGAAUUCAUACUCAUGAGAAAAUUAGAUACCCCUUUGAGUGAUGCCCCUGAAAUGUAGAAGGAUUAUGUUACAAGGGAAGCUCUUUGGGGUAAAGACUGUCCUUUUGUUCUGUCCUUUUUCAGUGCCUGAUACAAUGGGGUCUUGCCCCAUGAUUAAGAGUCCUUAGCUUUAAGGUAACACAAUAAAUAAUAAUAAUGUUCAUUAAAAAGCAUAAAAAGAGCCAACUACCUGCAGGAGUGCAGUUGUGACCUGAUAUUCCUAGGUGCCAUGACCAGUCAAAUAAAAGGCAGAAUUGAGGUAACAUCACCUGAGUGCAGAAAGGGUUCACUAGGAAGAAGAAAUCUUCCCAGGAAGGAAGAAGGUUUGGUCAGGGCAGAAGGCUACAAGAAGAAAUAUAAAAUUGAGGGAUCUCGUCUAGUCCUCAAUAGAACCCAGCUGAUAUUGGUGAAAACUGGAAGAUGGAAAUGUGGGGGGACACUGAGCCCCUUUCAUAUGCUUGGCAGGCCCAUCGGCUUUCAAUAACUCUGUUUAGUAGAGAAUCUGAGAGCCACUUGUCACUGCCCCUCAGAUGCUACCUUUGUCCCUCACACAGAGCUAACAACGUAUACGUUUCCCAGGUCUCAGUUUGUGUGAUCGGAAGAGAAGGGAUUUCUGAGAGGAUGGAGCCCCCGUCCAGCUCAAGGUCUCAGAGGUUCCACCACCCAGGACCAGAACUAAGCUGUGACCUCAGACAGAAGCUGCAGUAUCCACGGCAACUAGAUCUUCCUGCACCUUAUUUGUUUGUUCCUUAUGAUAAGGAGAAUGAAGGAGACCAGGAUAUAGUGGCCUCGCUCUGUAGGUUUGGCUUUAUGAUGCCAGUGACGUUUGAGGAGGUGGCCGUGUCCUUCUCUGAAGAUGAAUGGGCUCUUUUGGAUGAAAAGCAGAAGGAACUCUACAGAGAUGUCAUGCAGGAGAAUUACGAGACUUUCAUCUCAUUGGGAUUUCUGAUCGCUAAAUCAGAUGUGCUGUCCCAGAUGGAGCAAGGGGAAGAGCCGUGGUUCCCAGAUCUCCAGCACUCUGAGGAAAGGGAGAAUGCAAGAGGCUCUAGCACUGGUGCUGGGACAGUGAGUGAGAAGGAGGGAACAGCCCAGAAAGUAUCUACAGGAUCAGAACCACAAAGGAUGUUCUCAGGGAGACACUGUUGCCUUGAGUGGGGAGAUGCCAGUGAGUGUCAGGGCAGGACAGAGAGGCUCUGGGAAGACCCUCCAGGCAGGAGUAAAUCCACUCAUAGCAAAAGAAGUUUAGAGAAAUCCAAAGACACCAGCACCCACCAGACAGCCUGCACGGGGGAGAGCCCAAACACAGGUGCUGAACCUGGGGAAAGUUUCAAUAAAUGCUCGCUCCUCGUUAAGCAUUGUCAGCAAACUUGUGCAGGAAAGGGUGCCCACAAGUGUAAUGAAUGUGGCCAAAGCUUUUCUCAACAACAGUGCCUUCAGAGACAUCUGAGAAGUCACACAGGGGAGAGAUCCUAUAAAUGUAAUGAAUGCGGGAAAAGCUUCAGACACAAGACAAGCCUUGUUCUUCAUCGUUACACAGUCCACAAGUCGGAGAGACCCCAUAAGUGUGCAGUGUGCGGCCAGCAAUUUAUCCUGAGAAAAAGACUUAUUGAGCAUCAGAGAAUCCACAACGAAGAGAUGCAUAGAGGGUUUAACAGUGGGAUUGUGAGUGAGAACAAGGAUGAGCAUCCUCAGCAGAAAAAGCCAGUGGGAGCGGAGCCUCACGAGGCAUCUCAGAGAUGUGAACGGGCAGAUGCUGGUAAGAGUCGGGGAAGGAGAGGACAGCAGCGAGCUUACCCAGCAGGGGGAAAAGACUGUGAAUCUCCUAUAUGCGAAGGAAGUUCUAAGAAAUUGAACCGCAGCAUCGCCUACCAGGGAGCCAAGGUGGGAGCACAAUUGAGCACACAAAGUAAAAGUAAGAGAAGCUUUAGCAGCAGCUCAGCCCUUGACCUGCAUCAGAAAACCCACCCGCAUGAGAAACGUUACAGCUGUGCCGAGUGUGGGAAAAGCUACCGCCAGAACUCGCACCUCCGAAGGCAUCAAAAAAGCCACACGGGAGAGAAACCUUAUGUGUGUGCUGACUGUGGGAGUAGCUUUGGACGGAAGUCGACACUCAGUAAACACCUACGGACGCACAAAGAGGAGAAACCCUAUAGCUGCGCUGACUGUGGGAGAAGCUUCAGAGAGAGCUCGUACCUUGCUCUGCAUAAGAGAAUCCACACAGGAGAGAAACCCUAUCAGUGUCCUGACUGUGACAAAAGCUUCAGGCGGAAAGGGGACCUUUCCACUCACUGUAAAACCCACACGGGGGAAAAACCUCAUAAAUGCACUGAAUGCGGGCAAGGCUUCAGGCGGAAAUCAACUCUGACUAAGCACCUGAGGACCCAUACUGGGGAGCGGCCCUAUAAAUGUCCUCACUGUGAGAAAAGCUUUCGUCAGAAGUUCUCCCUUUCCCAGCAUCAGUUAACGCACCAGGAAGGGUGGCCUCACACAUGUACGGAAUGUGGGAAAGGCUUCAAUCACAAAUCAAACCUUGUUCAACACUUGGCAAAACUGCAUUUGAAAAAGCAAAGCUGAAGAGAGGAACUGGUCUUUCAAUUGGUUUUGGGGAUGGUUAGUGGGAAUUUCAAGGCAGUGGAGUUGAACUUUGGAAGUUGAGCCGUGGCAUGCCAUCUAUGGAUGCAACGCAUGGAUUGCAUUCCUGUGUGAGCCCUGAAUAUGACAUCCUGACUGACUGUGCCAGUGGGACGAGUCCACCCGGCCCCUGAACACACAGGCAGGAUGCCAUUUUGUAGCACAAAAUGGCAUCCUCCGCACAUUGUGAAGACAGGGGUAUUUUAACAUGACACUCUACAAAUGGAUUAAAACCUGGCGAACUGAGAUGUUUCAAUAUGUAACUUAAACAGGGAAUCCUCAUUGAGCAGGUGUGUUUCUAGUGUGAUCCUGCAGAGAUCCAUUCUUGAUCCUCUGCUAUGUAACACUUAUCAAUGACCUGGAAAAAAACACACAAUGAUCACUGAUAAAGUCUGCAGAUGACACUCUAAUCCUGGGGUGGUGGUGGUAAAUAAUGAAGAGAACAGGUCACUGAUUCACAGUGAACUGGAUCCCUGCACUCCUCUAUGGAAUAGCUACGCAAAAUGUUUCUCAAUUUACUCUUAAAAAACACAGUUGGGCAGAGUGCAGGGAAUGAAGUGGAAAACAGAAAAUGCCCCAAUUAAUUUACAGUCGGUUAAGCCUUAGUGUGAUUUGUUAGCUUAUGAGCCAAAGUCCCCUAACAUUUUGCAUAGCUGCAAAGCCUAUAAAGGAUACGUGUGACCAAUUGCUAUGCUUGCUGGUGAAAUAAGGAAUGGAGAGGUACUGAGACUGAUCUGUUUGCAGAUGAUUUAGCUAUUAUUUGCAAGUCCUAGAUGUUUUGCUGAGUAAGGGAUAUGGAGUGGUACUAACAGAACAAGGAAGUAACUAGGUUGUAAACAACUGGGGUAUGUGUGUCGGGAUAAGCAAAUUGGAACAGACACAGGUGUUGAGACUUAAAGAUAGGUCAGGAAAGAUUUUUACAGCUUACCUGGAGGCAAGAUUCCCAUGAUAGCUUUUUCUUAAUUGCAAAUUACAAUGCAGUAACCCAUGACAUAUUUUGUUAUACGAUAUAUUUUUGCACUGUACUAAGUGCAACAUAUUCACAAGAUAUGUAAUGCAUAAAAAUGGCCAAAGAAGGCCAUAAACAAUGAAUAACCAGUAGGUUUUGAAACAGUUGGAAAAUUACAAGGAAAAGGGAACUUAUGGUAAGAGUCUAAGGGCAUGUGUAUAUACUUACCGGGGAUCGAUGCUGCUGCAGUCGAUGCACUGGGCAUCAAUUUUAGUGGGUCUCCGCUAGACCCGCUAAAUCGACCACAGAUCCACUGGAAUGAGAAGUGUAAGGUAAGUUGAUGGGAGAGCAUCUCCCGUCAAUGCAGUGCGGGGUAGACACUGCAGUAAGUGGACCUAAGCUAUGUCAACUCCAGCUAUGGUACCGGAGUUGUGUAAUUAUGGGGGUAAGUCGACCUAAGUGUAGACAAGCCCUAAGAUAUGGAGAAGUAUACACCAAAAGGAGGAAAUUGAUAAGGGUUGGAAUGUUGAACUAAGAAGAGUUACCAGGGUAUAACUAUCAGAAGAAAUCAUAAAGUAAGACCAUUGGCAGACAGGAUCCAGACUGUCUGCAGCUACAGAGAAGGCCUUUCACAGGUGUGGGUAAUUGUAUGCCUCUCUGUAUGUGCUGUCUUGACUGUUUAACAAGUCUGCUUUGAAUGAAUUUAUUAACCAAAUCUAAAUUUAAGAGAAGGCUAUUCAUUAAACGUAUAAUCACAAUUAAAAUUC